UCCAAUUGCGAUGAGGCCGAUUUCGAACAACGGCUUGAUUUAUAGACAGAGCCUUCGUCUCCGAUGUAACUCUACGCUUGCUCUAUCUAACUACGAGCCUUAUACGCCGACUACAGCAACACGAAACUUUCCGGAGACGACGAGCACAACUAUCUUUCAAUGCAAUUCUCAGAUUUCGAAGCUCGCGAAGAACGGGAAUCUCCAAGAAGCUGAAGCUAUUUUCAGAAAUAUGUCGCAGAGAAGUAUAGUCUCUUGGAACGCGAUGCUCUCGGCAUACGCUGAGAAUGGUAAGAUGAGUAAAGCAUGUCAAGUGUUCGAUGAAAUGCCCGUGAGAGCUACAACUUCUUAUAAUGCGAUGAUUACGGCUAUGGUUAAAAACAAGUGCGAUUUGGGAAAAGCUUACGAAUUGUUUCGUGACAUACCGGAGAAGAACGCUGUGUCUUACGCGACGAUGAUUACCGGUUUUGUUAAGGCAGGGAUGUUUGAAAAGGCGGAUCUUUUGUAUGCUGAGACCCCGUUGAAGUUUCGUGAUCCUGUUGCUUCAAACGUUUUGUUGACUUGUCGUGAUUUCGUCAGAUACCGAGAGGGAAGUCAGAUUCAUGGGUUAGUUUCACGGAUGCCUCUCGAGUUUGAUAUGUUUCUAGGGAAUUCGCUGAUUUCGAUGUACUCUAAGCUUGGUUAUAUGGCCGAGGCCAAAGCAGUGUUUGGCGUGAUGACAAACAAAGACUCUGUUUCUUGGAAUUCCUUGAUCACGGGUCUUGUUCAGAGCGGACAAAUCUCUGAAGCUUAUGAACUUUUCGAGAAGAUGCCGAGCAAAGACAUGGUAUCUUGGACAGAUAUGAUCAAAGGGUUUUCUGGAAUAGGAGAAGUCUCUAAAUGUGUAGAGCUGUUUAAGAUGAUGCCUGAGAAGGACGGCAUUACAUGGACUGCUAUGAUAUCUGCUUUUGUGAGCAAUGGAUAUUACGAGGAGGCGAUUUGCUGGUUUCGUAAGAUGCUCCGGGAAGAAGUUUGUCCAAAUUCUUACACUUUCAGUAGUGUCCUCAGCGCAACAGCUAGUUUGGCGGCAUUGAUCGAAGGACUACAAAUCCAUACUAGAGUUGUGAAGAUGAACAUCGAGAAUGACUUGUCAGUUCAGAAUUCGUUGGUAUCGAUGUAUUCCAAAUGUGGCAACACGAAUGAUGCUUACAGGAUCUUCUCGUGCAUCAACGAGCCUAAUAUUGUUUCUUACAACACGAUGAUCAGCGGGUUUUCUUAUAAUGCGUGUGGCGGUUUCAUUCUUGCGUUUGCUUUAAUGUCGUGUUGCCUGGGGAAGGAGAAGGAAACAUUACCUACGAAUAAUCCCAACAUCCAGAGAAGUAGAGCAGGUGUAACAAGCACCAAUGGUGACUUCUUGUUUUAUCCAGCGGCUGCAUCUCUCCCUACGGUCUCUAGUUCCGGCUAUUGCGGCCACCAUCACGGCGGCGGACAUCAUAGUGGUGUUGGUGGAGGCAGAGCCGUGCCAAAGGUCGUAGGCGAAGGUUUCUUUAACUCCUUCGUAGGCACGGCCCUGGGUGGAGGAGGAUGUGGCGGCGGCGGCGGACAUCAUGGGGGUGGUGGAGGAGGAUGUGGUGGCAGCGGAGGCGGUGGAGGGUGUGGUGGUGGUGGUGGUGGCGGUGGUGGUGGCGGAUGUAAC
This is a messenger RNA of Thlaspi arvense, 1672 nucleotides long. NCBI's taxonomy places the organism in Eukaryota, Viridiplantae, Streptophyta, Magnoliopsida, Brassicales, Brassicaceae. The record is from the annotation of a GenBank genome assembly.